AUGUAUGUGAAAUGCUUUGAUACAGUAAUGUUUUACUAUGUGAUUUUAGUGUAUUUUGUGAAUGUCACUUUUUCUAAUUUUUUAAUUUCCCGGCGUUCCAUCCCCAUACGUCGCAGGGAAUGGAACCCAGAAGACGGAUGCCGGCAUCGGCCGAAGGACAUUGCCAAGGACACUGCAGGAGGGACAUCGUGGGAGCGAAGGACAAGGUAAGUGAAGAAGAGAUCCCGGAGCAGCGCUGCAAGGUAUUCCUAAGUGUAGCUCAGGGUUACCGCUUGUGCUACACUCGGAAAUACCGCCAGGGAGGUUA
Staurois parvus is the source of this 307-nucleotide messenger RNA. Lineage: Eukaryota; Metazoa; Chordata; Amphibia; Anura; Ranidae. The record is from the annotation of a GenBank genome assembly.